UAGACUAAUCAUUCUGGUUUGCUAAUGCUUAUCAGUAACAUUAAGGAAGUAAGCUGCUGCAAGCAAAAUAUUAAACUCGAUCUGUUUUGAGGAUGCUAGCAGCUGGAAUGGGUUGCCAGAGGUUUGCUGCAGCUACUUGUGGUCCUGACUUUCACAGCUGUGGGUACACAAGCAGAGUGCAACCAUCAAGAAACUGUUCAGAUGAUUUCCUGUGUUUCUCCUUACAUGGGGAGGUUGUUACCACUGGCCGGCGCUUCUUGUGACAAGGAGCUAAUCUCACAGGAUCUUUGCAAAGAUUUUAAGGAAAUCGUGGACUGCGUCACCAGAAAUAAUAUUUCAUCAACAUGCUUGGAGGUCGGUGUAUCCAAACAACUCAAGCAAUUUGGUUUCGGUUGUACCGUAAGUGAUUUCCAAGAAAAGUGCCGAAACACUUCUACCACUCAAGCAGGAGAUUUCGUGCAUUCGACAAAGCCAACUACUGAAGGACAAACCAACAACGCAGGUGUCGCCGCAGUGACACUUGACUAUCUCGCUCUGUUACCUGUCGCCACCCUCCUUCUCAUGUUUAUUGACAUUUAGCUUGUGUAGUUUAUGUUUUCUGUUAUGUUUUCAACAUCGUCUUUCUAUAUGCAUUUUUUCAGCUUUAUGUAUAUCAUUCUGUUGCUUGUCAAAGCAAUGCUAACACAUUUCUAGUCAAGGUAAGUUAAAGAACCAAACAACUAAAAAUAUAAUUUAAAAACUAAAUUUUUAUUACUUUGGUGUCAAGGAGGAAGAACAAGUACAAACUAAGCAUAUUUUUUUGAAUUAUUGCCUAUUUAGUAUUCCUCAUUUAUGAACAAUAUUACACAUGAAGUUAUUGUUCUUUCUUUCUAUUGGUUAAUCUUUAAUAGCAGUGUCAUAUCUCUCUUCAUGAAGAUAUUUUAUAUUAGAGUUUGAUGUCUUGCAGCUUUUAUUACUGUUACCUGUACAUCACGUUUAAUGUUUUUUUGAAUAUACUGUUGGUUAUGUGAUCGUGAUAAAGAUGGCUUUUGCUCAUGAUAUCAUUACAAAUAUUAUCUGGACUUCCUGUACUGAGAUUUUGCUAGCGAUGAGUGUGUCUUGUGUUCAAUAACUAUUUCUUUUAAUGUAAGCAAAAACCUAGAAACCUAGAUUCUAUGUCCCACUAUGUCGAAUUGUUAGCACGAAAGCUCAUAAUACCUGGCUGUCACAAGCUAUCAUCGUUUGAGCCACAAUGUAUGCUGAAAGUAAGAUAAACAGUCUUUUUUCAGUAAAAUCGUUGUUGUCAUUUAAUAUGCACCUACUUCCGAUGUAAACCAGCAAAGAAUCCCUAGGUAUGUCGGACGGACAAUGAAGUAGUGGUCACAGACAGUGUCAACAGUGCACAGUAUCUACAUCUAACGUCACGCCUGAACGCCUCAGGGGCAAGAACUCUGACAGGACUGUGUGUGCGGGUGUUCUUGUUUAUCUUCCUUACUAACAUCUCUCAUUAUCUCUUGCUUCGGCGUGGGGUAGUCCUGUGUUUUCUCGUGGGCAUAUGUAUAUAUGUUUUUUUUUUUUUUUUAAUUUUUUAUCUACACAUGAUUAAACUUUUUAUCAAAAC
Molecule: messenger RNA, 1600 nt
Organism: Pomacea canaliculata
Lineage: Eukaryota; Metazoa; Mollusca; Gastropoda; Architaenioglossa; Ampullariidae
Exons: 6
Coding region: 202-579 (125 amino acids)
Source: RefSeq, a predicted model, not a curated record